AAAGGGAAAGAAAAAGACAAAAGAAAAAAUAAAAAAAGUCUGCCUCGCGGAUUCGUAUACUCGUUACUCACUGAGCCCCCCAAUCUUCCAUCUACCCAUCCUCGCUGAGUGCGAAGCCUCGUCCUCUACGAGUUGUGGAUCCACCGCAGGGUUUCAUUUCCCUGAUCCUUACGACGGAAGAAAGAGAAAAGAUAAUCAGAAACGAUGGGAGGUGGAGCUGAUCACGGGCACGGGCACGGAGAACCACAUGGGGAUUUCAGGAACAAGGUUUGGAGUAUGUCUGGUGGCCCUUAUUGUCGCCCCAAGCACUGGAAGCGCAACACUGCCAUCGCAAUGUUUGGUGUCUUCCUCAUCUGUAUUCCCAUCGCCAUGAAAUCUGCCGAGCUUGAGCAACGGCCACAUCAUCCUGUUCGCCCAAUCCCAUCCCAGCUCUGGUGUAAGAACUUUGGAACCAAAGAUUACAAAUAAUCUUCUAGAUUACUGCCGCGGGUUUUUCAACUCGUCAAACAACUUCGCAUUUGCUUGUCGAUUUCAGAAAAGUAUAAGCUACUUUGAACAGUCGCUGUUUUGUUGUCAAUAUCAUAUAAGACUUGCUUCUCGGAUCUUCUCGUAAUAGGCUUUGAGCAUCUAUGUUAUUAAAUUUGAUAGAAUAAUAAGUUGGCUGUUGACCUGAAAGCGUGUUCAAACAGUUAUAAUUGAUGUUGUUCAACAUUUUUUCCCCAA
Messenger RNA from Prosopis cineraria, 723 nucleotides. RefSeq lists its product as uncharacterized. Lineage: Eukaryota; Viridiplantae; Streptophyta; Magnoliopsida; Fabales; Fabaceae. Bases 205 to 468 code for a protein of 87 amino acids. The transcript has 3 exons. The record is from RefSeq and is a predicted model, not a curated record.